AUGGCCCCGGCUCGCCGCCGCCGCCGCCGCCCCGCGCCGCCCGCCGCCCCCCACCCUCGCUCGGGCCGGGCCGCGCCGCGCCGGCCGCCGAAUCCGAGUCCGGGCCCGGCCAAACUGCUGCCGGCCCGCUGCGCUGUGCGUCCGGCCGCGCUGCCGCCUCUCCCGGCGCUUGCUGGGGCUGGCUCCUCCGGCGGCUGGGGCUACUUCUGGGCCCGCGCGGCCGCGAGGCGGGAACCGCCUCUGAAUGAGCCGGAGGCCGAUCCCCGCCGGCCCGCUCCCGGAGGCUGGAGGACCACGGGGCUGACCACACGCGCGCCGGCCGCCCUGGCCCCGGCCCCGGUCCCGGCCCCGCGCCUGCGCCUGACCGCCGUCGGUUCGCCCCCCGCAGUCCACCUGCCCGCCGCCGGCGCCCAGCGGGCCUCCCACCCCGGGCCCUCCGGACGCACGCCCGCUGUUCGCGCAGACUUUCAGGGUCCUCCCGGGCCGGGUGCAGACUCUUCCUUCGUCCACGGCUCCGGAACGGCCCCGGCGUCUCCACCCCGCCUCGCGCUGGCUAGUUCCCAUUCCUUCGCCAAACCCGCCGACGCCACCGCUGGGUUGGUUGCCCCUGCCUCUCCUCCCCGCAGCCCCUUUCCUCCCUUCUCCAACGUCAGUCUCACUCGGGUCACUGACGUCUCCGGCUUUUCUCCACUUGGAGGUUCUUCUGUCCUGAACUCGGCUACAAAGGACACGAUUUUGAGGGCUCGGUUCCGAGGCCCUGUUCCCGGCGGAGAAGAAGGUGAGAAAACCGAGCUUAAAGAGAAGAAAGAGCUUGCCCAAGGUGACACAGCCUUUGGAAUUGCACGCUGCAGGAUCUCACUGGUUCUAAGACUCCAUUUAUGAUAAGGUAUGGUGCUUAUGAGCCACUAAGAGGGGAAAAAACUAAAUUCUUAAAUAUCAUCAGUGGUAAAUCUCAUCUCUGUUUCAAUUGCUAAAAUGUAAAAAAAAAAAAAGUGCAUUUCAGAUCAAUGAUACAUUUACUAAUCCAUGUAAUCAACAAACACGUAAAGGCCUGCUCUGUGUUUGGCCUUCUUCUAGCAGCUUGGAGUAUAACAGAACAUGCUUUGCAGACAUCCAUGAAGCUAAAUAUGAAUUCCCAUGGGAAGGAUGUUGACCCACAGCAACCCUCAAAUCUAUUAUAUAUGUGUACACAUUUUGACUUGCACUGGGCUGGUUUAACGGCACCCUUCCAUACUUUUCUAGAGCUGCUCGUGCCAGUGCUAUGAGAAGAAACUGGUAUAAGUGCAUGAACAGGAAAAUGGCAUAUAUUUGGGCACAGACAUUCUGUAUGGUUGAAUAAAGGACCUGCUGGUGAAUGCAUGUUUCUCUUCCUGGAUGCUACCUGGUGGCUCCUCUCCUGCUUUCCUCUCCAUUUAGUUUCC
Messenger RNA from Callithrix jacchus (white-tufted-ear marmoset), 1421 nucleotides. Lineage: Eukaryota; Metazoa; Chordata; Mammalia; Primates; Cebidae. The record is from RefSeq and is a predicted model, not a curated record.